Babesia microti strain RI is the source of this 3465-nucleotide messenger RNA. RefSeq names its product aarF domain-containing kinase. The coding region runs from base 1 to 3465 and encodes 1154 amino acids. The record is from RefSeq and is a predicted model, not a curated record. The transcript has a single exon. Lineage: Eukaryota; Apicomplexa; Aconoidasida; Piroplasmida; Babesiidae.
AUGGAGAAAAAAAAUGAAUUGGCUGUGAAGAGAGAGUCUCCUCUGGACCAGCUAAAUCUAGCAAAUAUCUCAAACAAUGUAAUGAGUCGGGUUGUGAAGCAGAUAUUUAUGCAGCCGCUUCUGAAUGCUGGCGCUAACAUAAGCGACAUAGUCCAUUCUCUGAUCCGCUCCUUCGACACGGGGGGAAGGAUAUUUGGUCUUUUUGCUGUUUGGCAAAUAGGCGUACUACAAUCAUGGGUAGUACAUGAUGACAUGGUUGAAUCGUUUUGGAAAGAGAUGCAUGAGAAUGUGGCUACAUCUAUUUGGAAUAACAUCAUCGAGCUUCGCGGCUUCUGGAUCAAGCUAGGCCAGUUUAUGAGCACCAAUCAUGACCUUUUACCCGAGCAGUACAUUAGGAUCCUAUCUAGACUACAGGACAGCAUUCCUGGGGACCCUCCAGAGGUGGUAUUGAAACUAAUAAAUAGCGAAUAUGGUGAAACUUCAAAGAUAUUUCGAAAAUUCAAUUUGGUGCCAAUUGCCAGUGCCAGUGUAGCUCAGGCGCACCUGGCGACUUUACUGAAUGGAGAUAAAGUGAUAGUAAAAAUACUGCAUGAUAAUGUGGAAAAAACUUUUCUGUACGACCAGACUAUGUUUGGCAAUUUGGCCUGGCUAUUAUCGAUGAACAGCAAGGGUAUUGUACUUAUGGACGCGUUAAUGGAAUGGCAACAAUACAUGUCUUUGGAGCUAGAUUUUACAAACGAAUUGCAAAAUAUCGAAAGUGCCAUUGAUUAUCUCAAUAAGACGUCUUUUGACAUAGUAAUCCCAAAGCCAUAUCCCAAACACUGCUCCAAAAAAAUAUUGGUGAUGGAGUUUAUUGAUGGGAUUAAGAUAACGGAUUUUGAUAAAAUACUCGAAUACGGCAUCAAUACGCAAGAUUGUAUCAUGGAACUGAUUGACUACUUUUUAUAUCAAAUAUUCUUCAUCGGGUUCUUCCAUGCUGAUCCACACCCAGGCAAUUUAAUGUAUGUACAAAGAGAUGGAAAUUGGAAAUGCGCAUUAAUUGACUGGGGAUAUGUAAAAUUAUUUACUCCCAGAGACACUUAUAACAUGGCAAAACUUGUAAUUAGCAUUCUUGAAUUUGAGUCAGUUGGAGCAAUUGAGGCAUUCAGAGACUUAGGGGCCAUAAUGGAAAAUCCAGAAAAUAUGGAAAAGACCUCAAGGCGUUUUUUGACCGAUCCUAAUUUGAUUUACCACAAGAUCAGGAGAUAUGUAUCGUGUUUUUCCCUUUCGAAACAUGAUUCAGAUACCGAUGGCCCUAACGACCUUGACGAAAAAACUGGAGCAAAGGACCAAAGCUACGAGGGGAAAAGAAAUCUUAACAGAACCACACACGCCAAAUCGACCGAAGCUGAAAAUAACAGUAAAAAUAUAGAGUUUCAUCAAAUUAAUUGUGCAAUGAACAUUUACGACAAUACUUGCAUUAAGCAACCACCAAAGCUAUUGGCCAUGUUUUGCCGUACAGUAAACCUACUCUACAAUAUGAUUAUGAUUUCAAAAAGCGAAGUACCUUUACUAUCAAUGACCAUCUAUUGGUGCAAAUUAAGACUCAAGUCGCAACAUCUGCCCAGCCUACCUUUCUACCUCCCAUCCACAACGCUUGAAAUGAUUAUACAUCGCACACUUAACUCUUUGAUACAAUCUAAGAUGAUCAUAGGCUGCCAAGUAUCUGUUAGAUAUGACCCUAAGCAUUACUUGCAUCGAGGAGUUAACCUCCAUGAACAAGUUAUCGGAGGCACUAGAGGCAUUUACGAUGCCAGGGGGGUGGAUCAUGAUACGCUGUUCAACAUCUACAGUGCUUCAAAACCAUUUUUGGCAGUGGCAGUGCUUGAAGCCGCAAAUUUGGGCCUUUUGAAUCUUAACUCGCCAGUAUCAAAUUACUGGCCAAUGUUUGGGCAUAAGAUUACCUCCAGGCUUGGGUGGCAACAGGGCGAGAUAUAUGAUAAACGCAAAUUGGUGACGGUGCGUGAUGUUCUAAACCAUAGAAUUGGGGGGGAUAGGCUAUCUGCCCUGCCUUAUUUAUAUGACGUUGAAGAUUAUGAAUACAUGUGUAAGAUAAUUGCUGAGGCCACGUCCUAUGCCACGCUUGUGCCAGAUUAUUCCCACAUCACUUUUGGUUACAUACUUUCCAAGUUGUUGUUUUUGGUCAAGGGAGAGUGUUAUGAAGACUAUAUCAAUUCGCUUGCCAUACCAAAUAUCAGAUUUUACACCAAAAUGGACAAACAUAGGAACAGUUCUCGCAGCGGGUUACUAAAUUUAUAUGAGUUUAUCCACCCUACUCCAAAUGCCAUGGAUAGGAUGAAUGACUUUGCGUAUGGAGGGAAAGAUUCACCACCUGCCAAUAGCAGGAUAGAUUCAUCACCUGAAUAUUCAUCAUCUCUAUCAGAUCCUGCAGAUUUUGACAGCGAAUCAUACUACAAUGAAUCCAUCAAAACCAGUGGGUCAGAGGAUGAAAUUGAGAUUCCUGCUAUCCAGCUGACGACAGCCGAUUUGAAGCUUAUGAUGGGACUGAAUCCCGAUGAAACCGAACACUCAGAUGAGGUUUACAGUUACAUAACGAACUCACUCUCGGAGGCUUACCAAGCGUCUCUUAUUAGUAUGCAAACCCCAAUUGGGGACGCUGAGAGGAGGGAGCCUGAUUUUGCCUCUUUUGCAGGAGAAAAAGAGAAAAAUGUACCCCCUGAUAGCGGAAAGGCACGCUAUUACGAAGAAUCCAACCCCAAUGGUGAUAUUAAGAAGUUUUACGACAACGUCACGGUCACUGAAUUCAUGAGCAGCGACGCUCAUGAAUUAGACGACCUGUUCAUGAUGGAAGAGAAUCAAAUGCCUAUAUUUACCAGACGUAUGAGGCCAGAGUACCUCAAGAAGAAUCGCAGUUGUGCGGAUUGCGCUAGUGAAAUCUACACUUUUAUAGAGUGCCUUCAACACAGAUGUAUUUUGAUGGACCCUAGGAUAUUUGAUCACGCGAAAAAUUCGCAAUUGUUUGUCCCUGGUCUAAAUUGUCAUGCAUCUGCUCAAGCCCUCUCCGAAUUUUAUUUGAAGCUGCCCAUACUGAUAUCUCAGAAAUACAUAGAUGAGAUAUUGACCAUGGAGAAAGCGAAUAUUUCCCAAACUGUAUUUAAAUACAAAUUCAGCGGCGCAAUCUCUUCGUGCUGGUGUUUGGGAUUCCAAAUUUACAAUUUUAAACAUCUGUCAACUGGAAAAAUUAUCCAUGGCAUUGGACACUCUGAUAUAUCUGGUACCGUUGGAAUGUACAUUCCAGAUUUACAUAUUUCCCUAGCUAUAACCAUUAACAACAUAAGUACCGGACAUUUUGGGCGCGAUGUGUUGAUGAGCACCAUCGCAGGGCAUUUUGGCUUGGAGCCGUUGUGGCUAUCCGACGAAUCACGCAUUAACAUCGCUGCUACGUGUUGUAGGAUUAAGAUUUAG